This is a messenger RNA of Camelina sativa (false flax), 891 nucleotides long. The record is from RefSeq and is a predicted model, not a curated record. Lineage: Eukaryota; Viridiplantae; Streptophyta; Magnoliopsida; Brassicales; Brassicaceae.
AUGCAGAACAAGGUUGAGAAUGUCUAUGGUGAGUUAAAAGCUAAGAUUGAGAGGGAGGUAGUGGUUGAGAUUGAGGAUGAGGAUGAGUUGAUAGUGAAAGAUUUGGUUAAAGACAAAGAAGCUGAAGAAGUUGGGGUUGACAAAGGGAAGAAUAAAGUGGUUGAGGAACCAAAGCAAGAUAAGACCCUUGAUGAAAUUGCCAUUUUNUUGCCAUUUCCUGGUAGGUUUAAGAAGCAACAAGUGGACAAGUAUAGAGCUAUGUUUGAUGCACAAAUGAAAGAUGUUGCUAUUACAAUGCCUAUCAUAGAUGCAUUCUUGUUGAACCCAUUAUACAGCAAGUUCCUCAAGGAUGCAGUUUUGGAGAAGAAGAAAGCUCUACAAGGAAUGGUUAUCUUAACUCAUGAGUGUAGUGCUAUUAUUCAAAACAAGGUAGUAGCAAAGAAGCUUGAAGAUCCUGGUAGCUUCACUCUCCCUUGCACAUUGGGACCUCUAUCUUUUAGCCAUUGUUUAUGUGAUCUUGGGUCUAGUGUGAGCUUGAUGCCUCUCUCAGUUGCCAAAAGACUAGGUUUCACCCACUACAAGAAGUGUAUGAUCACCCUUGUUCUUGUAGAUAGGUUAGCUAGAACACCAGUAGAAGUGCUUGAAGACUUACUAGUGAUGAUUGGCCAUUUUGAAAUCCCAACCGACUUUGUUGUGCUUGAAAUGGAUGAAGAACCAAAGGAUCCACUCAUUUUGGGGCGCCCAUUUUUAAGAACUGCAGGAACAAUGAUUGAUGUGAAGAGUGGGAAGAUUCAAUUGAAUUUGGGAAAGGAAGCUUUGACUUUUGACAUCAACCAAGUGCUGAGGAAGCCUACAAUUGAUGGUCAAGUUUUCUACAUUGAGAAGAUGUAA